This is a messenger RNA of Scaptodrosophila lebanonensis, 1107 nucleotides long. RefSeq lists its product as uncharacterized. Gene Ontology annotation, molecular function: protein binding. The transcript is spliced from 3 exons. The record is from RefSeq and is a predicted model, not a curated record. NCBI's taxonomy places the organism in Eukaryota, Metazoa, Arthropoda, Insecta, Diptera, Drosophilidae. Bases 1 to 1107 code for a protein of 368 amino acids.
AUGAACGACGAUUGCUUGGGCUAUAUAUUACAAUAUUUAUCCGAUGAAGAGCGUAUUCAUUUCGCACAAACAUGUCGGCGGUUUCGUCAGAUUUUUACUGACUGCUAUCGCUCUCGAUAUAAAAAGUUUUCCCUCGAUAUGGAAGGCAAAAGGCAAGAGCUUACAAUGUUUUGUAUUUGUCGCGAAUCGGUAACACAUUUGACAAUCAAUAUUGACUCGUUUGAUCGUUGCGUGAAAGGCUUUCAAGAUCACAGGCAGAUGGCCCCAACGAAUUGCUUUGAAAUUUUAUGCGCCAAUUUAAAGGGUAUGGAACAGUUGCAACGUUUGAUUAUAAACAAGAGAGAACGCUACAAUUACCCCCUUGGUAAUUUGUGGCAAUUGCAGAAUCUUCAUGAGCUUUAUUUGGACAUCCAGCAUAUAGACUCGCAAAAUUUGGUCAAAUGCUGUAAAACCAAUGCCAAUCUGCGGGUGUUACAUCUGGGGUACGGCUGUGUGCAUCAAAAUCUCGCCAACAUUUUUCCUCACUGCCGAAACUUGGAAGAGUUAAAGUUUGGCGUGAUGGCGGAGGCAACAGAGUACUGCCAGAUUGCCCGUCUGCCCAAGCUUACGAAACUGACACACUUUGGGGUCCGACGCAGUGGAUCCUUCGCAUUGCUACUGAGUGCUCUGAAUAUGCGGCCAAAUCUGCAACGACUUUUUAUCGAUGGAGGCAGCCUAACCCUACAGGAGGCACAACUACUUACUGGUCUGCGGAAUCUGAGAGAGAUAAAAUGCUUCUGCUCAACAGCCGAUUGCGUUGCCCUGCUAUCGCAAUUGACCGCCUUGGAGGGGCUGAGCCUUUGGAUGAGCAGCUCUGAGGACAUAUCCGAUGCAGUUCUGGGCAUUAUCAGCUCUUGCAAAGAGUUGAAGCUUCUUCGUAUAGCUUCUGCUCACUUGCGAAACACAUUUGUCGAUGAGACGGUUAAUUUACUACAGAAGAUCAGGAAUAUCGAGUUGAAGAAGCCAUUACAGCUGGAAAUACCUCAUAACAUCCAUUCCAUAGUGGCCGAAGAGACGGGCUCUGGAUUAUACGUGUCAGUUGACUACGAACCACGACUUAAAUGGUAA